UCCGCAUCUUGUCUUCCACCGAAGCCACUCCAACCUUAUCUCUAAUACUCUCAUUCCUAACCCUAUCUCUCCUAGUAAGUCCACGCAUCCAUCACAACAUCCUCAUCUCCACCACCUUCAACUUUGGAUGUGGGAGGUCUUGACUGGCCAACACUCCGCUCCAUACAACAUAGCCGGUCAAACUGCCACUCUGUAGAACUUUACCAAAAACCACAAAAAGGUAAAAAAAAACAGCUUAAAAGCCAAAAUCACUUAAAAUAAGCUAAUCCAAACACCCUCAAAAUCUAGUACUUAAAAAUAAAAAAUAAAGAAUAAAAUUAAACCAUUUAAUAAUGGGACGGAGAUCAGAUCAAAAAUCAAUUUUAGUUUGCAUAGGCGCAAUUACAAUCAUGGGUACACCUCUACGUUCCCUAAUUCUUUAUUCUACUGAUAAAAUGAGUGAGCACGCAUCACAAUUAUCACAAAUCACAAUUACAGUCAUGGGUGCACCAUAAAGGAAAAGGAAUAAGGGGCUAUUCUCGAAUUCUUUAUUCUACUGAGAAAAUGGCCCUGCUUGGUUUACAAUUGACUCGUUAAUCUGUGUUUCCUCUGGAUAUGGCAAUCACCAUCGUUCCUCUCACUAUACAAUGAUCAGUAUAUCUUACGCUUGUGUCUUUGUAUCUCUGUUCUUUUCUUCUAUGUUUCUCCGUGCAUCUUUAUGUUUUUCUUUUAUAUUCUUUUUAAGCUGUACCUUCCUAGCACAGGGCUCUGCAGAGAGAGGUUGAUGACUUGAGUGUCAAAGCCCGGGAAGCUGAGAAGGAGGUCAAUAUGUUGCAGAUGAAAAUAGAGGAAGUUAAUCAUAACAUGACCAAAUAUCACAAGGACAUGGACUCAAGAAAGAGAUUUCUGGAAUCAAAGCUCCAGUUGCUGGACCAGGAAUUUGCUGGUAUAGAGUCCUAUCCCAAAAUUAUGGACUCAGUCAAAGAGAAAAGGGAUGUCCAGAAAAGCAAGUUCAACAUCGCCGAUGGUAUGCGGCAAAUGUUUGAUCCAUUUGAAAGAGUUGCCCGUGCUCAUCAUAUUUGCCCUUGCUGUGAGCGUCCUUUCUCUGCUGAAGAGGAGGAUGAAUUUGUUAAGAAGCAACGAGUAAAAGCAGCAAGCUCUGCUGAGCACAUUAAAGUAUUGGCUAUGGAGUCUUCAAAUGCUGAUUCUCGUUUCCAACAAAUUGACAAGCUUCGUUUGGUUUAUGAAGAGUAUGUCAAACUUGGAAAAGAGUCAAUACCUCAAGCAGAGAAGAAUUUAAAUGAGCUAAAUGAAGAAUUGGAACAAAAAAAUCAGGCUCUUGAUGAUGUAACUUCAGAUCCUGUUAUAUAUUAUAAUCUAGCACUGGGGUUUUAUUAGUAUAGUCAAAGUUUUACUAUGACUUCUUAAGUAAUGACUUGUUUGACCCACCCUCCACCAUUUUGGCCUUCUUCCCACCAUUUUCUGCAUAAUUUCAUCCUCCUCUUAUUGUUUUCUGGUCCCUCUCCUCUCAGUAGAGAUGCUAAGUUAGGACUCAGCAAAAUGGAUGUGUCUGCUCCUAAGGAGAUAUCUUCUGUGACAAAUUCCGAAUUACACACCUCAGUGCAUGAACAAUAGGUGAUGGAGGAUGUCCAUCAUGCUAUAGUAUCUUAUCCGAAUUACAUACAUCAAUAGGUGUUGAAAGAUGUCCAUCAUCCUUUAGUAUCUUGAUACCAAAAUUGGCCAACAUAUUGUCUAUGUUCUUUAUUUGGAAGACAAAUAUGCUUAUAUAUAUAUAUUAGUUGUAGAUCUUACCAAGUUCCAAACCAUGCACAACUAGCUCUCAUGGAUUCCUCGGUUAUCAAAAAUAUAUUUGGGGUAGAUCUUGACUUGGAGUUUAGGUUCACAAUAUAUAAGAUGAUCUUUGACAUCCUUUUAUGCUGAUUUCACUGAUUUCUGUUGUGAUGUUUUGCAUGCUU
This is a messenger RNA of Capsicum annuum, 1955 nucleotides long. RefSeq names its product DNA repair protein RAD50-like. Gene Ontology annotation, molecular function: double-stranded telomeric DNA binding; single-stranded telomeric DNA binding; G-quadruplex DNA binding. Gene Ontology annotation, biological process: telomere maintenance via recombination; telomere maintenance via telomerase; chromosome organization involved in meiotic cell cycle. The transcript is spliced from 4 exons. The record is from RefSeq and is a predicted model, not a curated record. NCBI's taxonomy places the organism in Eukaryota, Viridiplantae, Streptophyta, Magnoliopsida, Solanales, Solanaceae. The coding region runs from base 808 to 1377 and encodes 189 amino acids. Gene Ontology annotation, cellular component: Mre11 complex; condensed nuclear chromosome.